AUGCUAUCUUCUCUUUUAUUCUCGUUGGCAGUGGCCUCUUCAAUCAAGCCCCCCUUUACCUCCGGUCUCGAGUCUGCCGACUUCAAUGUCACACAAGCCCUGAUCGAACAGGGGGUCAACGUGUCUGCAAUCCCCGCACUAGGUACUCUCACAGACCAGAGCUCUGUGUUUGCCUGCAAUAUUGCCUGCCAAUCUCUUCAAGCCGUCUAUGGCUAUGAUGCUGUGGAAUUGAAGGACGAGGCCAACUACGCCAACUUCACCGGGUCCUUCUGGUCAAAGCUGCAGGCAGAAGUCCACCCUCAUUGUAUCUUCUACCCCUCGUCAGCAUCUGCCGUCUCGGUCCUCGUUCUUAUUUCAAGACUGACGCAGUGCCCAUUUGCCGUCAAGAGCGGUGGGCAUGCCGCCUUCGCCGGAGCCAGCAGCAUUGAGGGCGGCGUCACCGUCUCGUUGAAGAAGCUCGACAGCAUUGCCUUAUCAGCCGAUCGUAAAACUGUGUUCAUACAGCCUGGGAACACUUGGGGUCAUAUAUACGGUGAAUUGGCCAAUUACGACCUGUCAGUCAUAGGAGGGCGGGUUGCGCCAAUAGGCAUCGGUGGCUUGACCACUGGAGGAGGCAUAUCCUUUUUCUCUAACAUCUACGGAUUUGCAUGCGACAAUGUCGCCAGUUACGAAGUCGUGACAUCGACGGGAGAAGUAAUCACUGCAAGCCCAAGACAGCACCCAGACCUAUAUUGGGCACUUCGAGGUGGGGGAAAUAACUUCGGAGUCGUGGUGAACUUCGAACUGGAGACAAUCUCUUUGCCCAAAGGUCAAAUGUGGGGAGCUUCAAGAGUCUACAUGGAAGAACAAUUCCCAAAACUCAUCGAUGCGUUUGCGGGCCUCAUCGACGACUCACCCACCGACCCCAAUGCUGGGACCUGGGUGGCCUGGAUCUUGAACUCGGGGGCCAAGCUCGCGUCCGCCGAGCUCUGGUACGCCCAGCCCAACGGGCACUCUUCGAUUUUCGAAAAUUUUAACCGCAUUCCCGCGGUAUCCGACAGUUCUGGGAACAGAAGUCUCGCGAAUUAUACAGCACAAGUCGCGGAGAGGAACCCGUACGGCUAUCGCGAGUGUUACUAUGCCACGUCCAUCAGGGCAUCUCGCGCCGUGGCUCAAGCUGCCACUGAUAUUUUCUUUGAAGAAGUCGUCGCGGUGUCAGAUGUGCCCGGUGCCAACCCUGUAAUGGUAUGGAAGGGAAUUACGGAAGGGUUGCUCAAUGCCACGAAGAAACACGGGGGCAACCCGCUGGGUCUCUCAGCAGAGGACGGGCCCUUCUACCUCAUCCAGCUGUCAUGUUGGUGGGAGAAUGAAGAAGACGACCCAAGAAUGUACCGGAUGAUCUCCACAGUGCUCAAGAGGAUCAAGGCUGCAGCUGUGUCAGAGGGCGUCCAGAAUGACUGGGUCUAUAUGAAUUACGCAAGUCAAUUCCAAGAUGUCAUCAGCAGCUACGGGGCCGAAAACAAAGCCGCACUGAAAAGUGUUGCAGCCAAAUAUGAUCCAACGGGGGUGUUUCAAAGGCUUCAACCUGGAUACUUCAAGCUUGAUCGGGCGCCUGUGCCGGAUUCGGGUUAUUUUUCCUUCUAA
Molecule: messenger RNA, 1623 nt
Organism: Diaporthe amygdali
Lineage: Eukaryota; Fungi; Ascomycota; Sordariomycetes; Diaporthales; Diaporthaceae
Product: fad binding domain containing protein
Exons: 3
Coding region: 1-1623 (540 amino acids)
Molecular function (GO): FAD binding
Source: RefSeq, a predicted model, not a curated record